AUGGAGCUGUCAAUAAGAAUUCUCAAGGCAAUCACUUUAAUUUUGGGAACAAUAUCUGGAAUCUCAAUUAACUCAUCGAUUGUCGCUGAAUACUGCAGAACCUGGACCCUGCAGCAUCAACCUGGUGUCUACAUUCUCUUCUCCACAGUGGUGACCAACCUCCUCCUGCAGUGCUCCGUCACGUUUGAUGGUUUCCUAUACACUUUUGAAAAUUACAUGAUAUUUGUACAUGAAGUCUAUGUAACGGACUUCACAAUCCUGUAUUUUCUAAUAGAACUGAGUUUCUGGAACACCGCCUGGCUCUCCGUCUACUACUGCCUAAAACUGCUCAACCUUCCAUAUCGCUUCUUUUUCCAGAUGAAGCUUCGUUUCUCCACCUUUGUUCCUCAGCUGCUCGUAGGAUCGGUCAUAGGCACACUUCUUAUUAAUGUCCCAUUCCUCUGGACCCUACAGAUUACAAUUCUUCCCAAUAUGACUGACUAUAAGUUUUCUACGUUUUAUCCUCACACCAUCUUUAACACAAUAUUUGGGUGCUGCCUCCCCUUCCUUAUAACAUUCACCUCGAUUGUGCUCAGCGUCAGUUCUCUCCUCAGUCAUAUCACGAAGAUAAAGAGUCCUGAGAGUCACUUCACGAGGCCUCAGCUAAAGGCCCAUAUGGGGGCAGUGAGAACAAUGGUCACACAUCUGGUUCUAGACUUGAUCCUAUGCUUGGUAUCUACUGGUUUAUUGAUAUCACAGCAAACUUUAGGGAUAAUGAUGGACACAGCCUGCUGGAUAUUCCUUAUGGUCUAUUCUACUUUCCAGUCCAUCAUAUUCAUUCUAGGAAAUCCAAAACUAAAGAAAAAGUUAUUUAUUUGUAAAAUAAUAAGGCAAAACUGA
This is a messenger RNA of Hyla sarda, 879 nucleotides long. Its product is annotated as taste receptor type 2 member 4-like. Lineage: Eukaryota; Metazoa; Chordata; Amphibia; Anura; Hylidae. Gene Ontology annotation, molecular function: bitter taste receptor activity; G protein-coupled receptor activity. Gene Ontology annotation, biological process: detection of chemical stimulus involved in sensory perception of bitter taste; sensory perception of taste; G protein-coupled receptor signaling pathway. The record is from RefSeq and is a predicted model, not a curated record. The transcript has a single exon. The coding region runs from base 1 to 879 and encodes 292 amino acids. Gene Ontology annotation, cellular component: membrane.